CCUGUCACAAGUUCAAGAGCAGGCACGCGGCCCCGCCAACGACAGAAACGUCUCGACCUUUACGCGACGCGCACGUACGGCACGGUUACAGAAAAGCGCAGUGUUUUACGAGCGAUUCGAAUUCAGAAGUCGUAGUGCUUUUUUUUAAUCUAUAAGGUUUUUGCUGCCAGGUCGUCGGCCAACCAACGAUGCAGAACCUCAUACGAACAUCAAUGCUGAUCUUGAUUGCGGUAGCGGCCGUGAGCACCGCUCCUGCACAAGAGUCCAACGACAACAACCUGACCAACGACAAGAAGGAGCCGACCACACACGAGCUGCUCAGCUCCCUCGGCCUCAAGAAACUGAGGAUACCAGCGGCGCACCAUAGGAAACGUCUCGCGGAACAGGGCAGGAGACACGGCACGGGAGAUUCUAGAAUGUACGUCAUCAAACUACCACCAAACACCAGUUACUACAGUCACGUGGACCCUGCACCAGCCGCCGCUAGGACAUUACCUCUACAAAUGACCAGUAACGGGAAACCAGCUCGAGUAUACCACUGGAAUUUACCAGUACUCCAUAAAAUUGCUAAAACCAGACCCCAAGCGAGGUUUGACGACGAUGUUAUCGACGUAGAAAGCACACCGACGUGGCCUAAAGGAUCCAAUCACCAUCCUAAUUCCUUAGAAGCAUUGGCUUACUACGUUCCAGCGAAGAAGACAUCUUUCAGAAAGUAUUACUCAGGAAAUGGAAAGCCAAAGUCGUUCUACGUGCUCGAAAAGAACAAGCAUACUGCGGAAUAUCAUAAGCUUUUGCCGUAAAUGUAAUUUAAUAUUGUCUCGUCAUAAUCGAGGUAUAUAAUGUUUAGGGAGCAUUUGUAAUUAAUCGUAAUCCAUAGACGCAUAGUUCCUCUAUUUAAACUAGAGAAACGUAUGAAAAUUUGGCUUAUAUACAAAACAAUCCCAUCCAUAAAGACGGCAUUAAGUUGGAAAUAUGUUGAAAAUUUAAUGCUGGAAGUAAAAAUGUUAGCUGUCGAUAAAUUAAUUCAAUAAAACUAAAUAACCGACUAUAUUUUAAACAAUUACUCUUAUUAAAAUACCUUAGAGGCUUAAGACUAUUUAGGGCAUUAGUGUUGCUACCACAUAAAAGUACACAUUACAUUGUAGUAAUUUACUUUACUAUAAUAUCAGUAUAGAUUGUGUUAUCUGUUGUGCUAU
This is a messenger RNA of Papilio machaon (common yellow swallowtail), 1196 nucleotides long. RefSeq lists its product as uncharacterized. The record is from RefSeq and is a predicted model, not a curated record. The coding region runs from base 189 to 800 and encodes 203 amino acids. The transcript has 2 exons. NCBI's taxonomy places the organism in Eukaryota, Metazoa, Arthropoda, Insecta, Lepidoptera, Papilionidae.